CGAGCGCAAAAGUUCGACCUUCCCCGCCAGCCUAGGCGACACGAGGGCGCCGGCGGAGACGGGCAGCAAUGUGCGCGCGGCCAGUCGGCGCUGAGCUCUGCGCGCGCGGCGCUCCGAGGGAGCCUCGAGUCGACCCGGCGGGAGGGCUGAGGUCGGCGCAGACAUGGAGACCGCCAAGAGCAGGAGGAGCCCGACCCUGAAAGCUUCACAAGGAUGCAGCACUGAUCCAAAGGCAGCUGUUGAGCUGGAGGAGAUUUGUUGCUCCCAUUCAGAUCUUGCCAGAACUGCUGAGUUCAACAUAACAAUGUCUUUGGGUCACUUAGCCAAGGGAGCCAACCUAGAUGACCUUAUUGAUACUUGUAUUCAUUCUUUCGAUUCAGAAGGAAACCUGUUAAAAAACUACCAACUGCUGAAGGUAACACUGAGCAUGCACCGGCUUAUUAUCUCCUCCACUGAGAUGCUGCGAAAACUUAUUGAUCUAUAUCUGGAUGCUUUGGAGAAUAAUUCUUCUUUGAUUUGCUAUAAAAUAUGUUACCUUGUAAGGUAUUGGAUAAGAGAAUUCUGGGUCAUGUUCAAAACAGAUUCCAAUCUUACGAAUGCCAUGGAGGAAUUUCAAGAAUUGGUGAGAGUUAAUGGUGAGGAGUUGCACUGUCGCCUAAUUGACACAUCUCAAAUAAAUGCUCGAGAGUGGUCCAGAAAGAUCACACAGCGGAUAAAAUCUAACAGCAGUAAGAAACGAAAAGUGUCGCUACUCUUUGAUCACUUGGAACCAGAGGAGUUGUCAGACCACCUCACUUACCUUGAGUUCAAAUCCUUCCGACGGAUAUCACUUCCAGAUUAUCAGAACUACAUCAUGAAUGGCUGUGUGAAGGACAAUCCAACCAUGGAACGCUCAAUUGCUCUUUGUAACGGUAUCUCCCAGUGGGUGCAGCUAAUGGUACUCAAUAGGCCGACACCGCAGCUUCGAGCUGAAGUAUUCAUCAAAUUCAUUCAUGUGGCCCAGAAACUUCAUCAGUUGCAGAAUUUUAAUACAUUAAUGGCUGUGAUAGGUGGCCUUUGCCAUAGUUCCAUUUCUAGACUUAAAGAAACAAGUUCUCACGUUCCUCAUGAUAUUCAUAAGGUGUUUAAUGAAAUGACAGAACUGCUAUCAUCUUGUAGGAACUAUGAUAAUUAUCGACGUGCUUACAGCGAGUGCAGUAACUUUAAGAUCCCUAUCCUUGGAGUACAUCUGAAAGACUUGAUCUCCCUUUAUGAGGCCAUGCCAGAUUACUUGGAAGACAACAAAGUUAAUAUACAUAAAUUGUAUUCUUUGUAUAAUCAUGUCAAUGAACUGAUACAACUGCAAGAGAUAGGCCCUCCCCUGGAAGCUAACAAGGAUCUUGUUCAUCUCCUCACGCUGUCCCUUGAUCUUUACUACACGGAAGAUGAAAUCUAUGAACUUUCAUAUGCACGAGAGCCAAAAAGUCACCGGGCUGCGCCUUUGACGCCUUCUAAACCGCCAGUAGUAGCAGACUGGGCCUCUGGUGUAGCCCCAAAACCUGACCCAAAGAUCAUUAGCAAACACGUUCAGAGAAUGGUAGAUUCUGUUUUCAAAAAUUACGACCAUGAUCUGGAUGGGUACAUUUCUCAGGAAGAAUUUGAGAAGAUUGCGGCAAGCUUUCCUUUCUCGUUUUGUGUAAUGGACAAGGACAGGGAAGGUCUGAUUAGCAGGGAUGAAAUCACAGCUUACUUCAUGAGGGCCAGCUCAAUCUAUUCUAAACUAGGCCUUGGCUUUGCCCACAACUUCCAAGAGACCACUUACCUGAAGCCUACAUUUUGUGACAACUGCGCUGGAUUUCUCUGGGGAGUUAUUAAACAAGGAUAUAGAUGCAAAGAUUGUGGAAUGAACUGCCACAAGCAAUGCAAAGAUCUGGUUGUAUUUGAAUGCAAGAGAAGAGCCAAAGUCCCAGCAGUAGACAACAGCCCUGCUUCAGCCCUUGCAUCUAGUCUUUGUCCCAUGGGGCUCAAAGAGCACAUGCAUGGUCUGGAGGAGGGAGGAUUUCCAUUUCCUAACGGAGAAGUUGUGGAGCACAGUGAAGGGAGCAAAGACAGAACUAUUAUGCUUAUGGGGGUGUCUGCUCAAAAGAUCUCAGUGAGGCUAAAGCCAUCUGUGUUACACAAGAGUACACAAACUGACUUAGUGGUGGCACAUAGUGAUGGGCUCCCCAGGCAACCGAGAGAGCCAGGAACGCUACCUGAAAACACUCUUCUGCAGCCUACUCCGCUGUCGCCGUGUCCAAGCCCGGUUCUUAGCCGUAAAAAGGCGUAUGUGAAAUGGGAAAACAAGGACUGCAGUCAAAAAACAAAGCAGGAGCCCUGUGCUCUAAAACCCACAUACCAGGAAUUAGAGCAGGAGAGAAACAUCCUUACAACGGAGAAUGAAGCUUUAAAGCUACGACUUAAACAGGCACAUAAGAAAAUUGAAUUCCUCAGCAUUCGAAGAAACCACAUAUUGGACAGCAGGGAACAUGGAGACUGCUUGUAGCCAGGAGGACAGUAAAGGCAAUGAGACCAUUGAGAGUGAUGCAUUCAAACGUAUACAGAGCGGCAGGUUUUUAAACAGAGAUAUUCCUGUUCAGUCUUCCCUGUCCUGCCUGAUAUUAGUACUUGUGGGCAUAUGCAUGCCUUGUCAACAGGUUUCAAACAGUUUGCCCUUUGUUUGGCGGAAAUGACGACAUUUGGAAUUAUGGCAAGAGUUACUCUUGCUGCCUUCAUAACAAGGGGUGGAAUUCAGCGUAGCUCUCAGUGUGCAUGGCGAACAAGGUUCACACACACAACGGUCCCGAAAUCUGCUCAUGGACCACCAGCACAUACACCUCCCAAAACAGAUCUGCUUCAU
Molecule: messenger RNA, 2878 nt
Organism: Lacerta agilis (Sand lizard)
Lineage: Eukaryota; Metazoa; Chordata; Lepidosauria; Squamata; Lacertidae
Gene: RASGRP1
Product: RAS guanyl releasing protein 1
Exons: 17
Coding region: 164-2524 (786 amino acids)
Biological process (GO): Ras protein signal transduction; positive regulation of GTPase activity
Cellular component (GO): plasma membrane
Molecular function (GO): guanyl-nucleotide exchange factor activity; calcium ion binding
Source: RefSeq, a predicted model, not a curated record